This is a messenger RNA of Brassica oleracea var. oleracea, 1697 nucleotides long. RefSeq names its product alkane hydroxylase MAH1-like. The record is from RefSeq and is a predicted model, not a curated record. Gene Ontology annotation, molecular function: iron ion binding; monooxygenase activity; oxidoreductase activity, acting on paired donors, with incorporation or reduction of molecular oxygen. The transcript has a single exon. Lineage: Eukaryota; Viridiplantae; Streptophyta; Magnoliopsida; Brassicales; Brassicaceae. Bases 75 to 1643 code for a protein of 522 amino acids.
GUUGACCAGGUGUAUAUAAAAUCCAGUUCCUUCUUCUCCAUCCACUACCCACUAUCAAGCUUGUUCCCUAAUUAAUGGCUUCUAUCAGCUUAUUCGAAGCAUCACUAUCUCUUUUUUGCUUUCUCAUCAUCUUCUGUUACUUUCUCAACAAAAAACAUUUUGGUUACCUUGUCAACAAAAGAUCCCCUUGGAACUGGCCUGUUCUUGGGAUGCUUCCAGCUUUGGUCUUGUGGUCACGUCGGAUCGACGUUCUCAUCCGCGUCUUAGAGAAGAGCAACUUGACGUUUUUAUUCAAAGGUCCGUGGUUCGCUAGAAUGGAUGCGUUAAUCACCGUUGAUCCAGCUAAUAUACAUCAUAUAUUGAGCUCAAAUUUCUCCAACUACAUCAAGGGACCGGAGUUCAAAGAGAUUGUAGAUGUCUUUGGAGACCCGCUUUUCACUGCCGACGGAGAUCUAUGGAAAAACAUAAAAAUGUCUUCUCAGGUCAUCCUCAGUCGUCAAGGUUUUCAAAACUUGUCAAUGAGUGUCGCAACAAGUAAAAUCAAGGACGUGCUUCUUCCUAUUUUCAGUCGCUUUUCAGAGGAAGGGACGGUCGUGGACUUGCAGGACGUGUUCCGGAGAUUCAUGUUCGAUAUAUCCCUAGUUUUAGUAUCCGGUUCUGAUCCUCAGUCUCUCUCCAUUGAAAUGCCAGAGGUUGAGCUCGCAGAAGCCUUCGAGGAUGCUGGGGAAGCCAUUGUGUCUAGGCUUAUCAUACCAAGAUUCUUGUGGAAGUUGCAAAACCGGUUGGGACUGGGAAAGGAGAAGAAGCUGAUAGAAGCGGGCGCGACAUUUGAUAGAGUGUGCGCAAAAUACAUAGCUGCAAAGAGAGAAGAGAUAAGAUCACAAGGGAUUCAUCAUCAUGAUCAUGAUGGAGAAUGUGAAGAUUUUUUAACAUAUUACAUAAAGCUCGAUACAAGCAAAUACGAGCUCUUGGAUCCAAGCGAUGAUAAGUUUCUUAGAGACACCAUUUUGGCUAUCAUUAUGGCAAUAAGGGAUACCUCUUCCAGUGCUCUCACUUGGUUUUUUUGGCUCCUCUCAAAAAACCCUCACGUGGAAGCCAAGAUUCGCCAAGAGAUCAUCACAAACCUACCAAAAACUGCAACUAGUCAAGAGAGGCCAUGGUCCGCUACCGAUCACAGAGAGUUUUUGAACAAGUUGGUUUAUCUACAUGGGGCCUUGUAUGAAACCAUGAGGCUCUAUCCACCACUUCCCUUCCAGCGCAAGACUUCUAUAAAAUCAGAUGUACUUCCAAGUGGGCACAUAGUCGAUGCUAAUUCUAACGUUAUCUUCCUUGUCUAUGCGUUAGGGAGGAUGAGAUCCGUAUGGGGAGAAGACGCGUUGGAAUUCAAGCCAGAGAGAUGGGUUUCAGAGACUGGUGAGUUGAGACACGAGCCUUCUUCCAAGUUCCUUGUGUUUAACACCGGUCCGAGAACUUGUUCCGGUAAGCAUUUAGCUAUGACUUCAAUGAAGACCAUAGUUGUGGAGAUAUUACAACACUAUGACAUUAAGCUCGUCGAAGGACAUAAGAUUAAGCCAAAGGCUCAUCUUAAUCUGCUCAUGAAACAUGGGCUUAGAGUCACACUUACUAAGAGAUGUUCAGCUUGAAAUGUCAAUUUUUUUAGUUUCUCCAAUAAUAAUCUACUAGGUAAUAACCCGCGC